AUGGUGUGGAGUAGUGGCGGUGGUACAGACAGCAAGAAUAUGAUGAGCAGUUUGAUGCCUUGUGCCGAGGAGGAGGAGGAGGAGCAAGAAGAGGGCUCCAACAAGAUGCCCCCCUUAUCUUCUCCUUCUUCCAUGCUCCUCCCCCAGCACCUCCUUCAAAUCUCCUCUGGCCUGGCCUGCCUCUGCCUCUGCCUCCUGAGUGGGGGAUUAGUCGGAGAUCAUGAGAGGUACAACGCUGCCACAGCUUUACUGUCAAAAGGAUUAGAGGAGGGGCCUGCAGCUUACAAUUUCUAUGGCCAUGGACAUGGUGGUGAGGAGAUCCAGACAUCGGGGACCAACAGUAAGUCUCAUCAGGUGAGCCAGCCGCUCUUGGCGUCGUCCUCUCUUAGGUCCUGCAUCACCGCAAGCCUCGGCAGCAACAUGUUGGACUUCUCAAACACCAACGUGCCGGCACCGGAGCUGAAGAAUCAUCACUCUGAUAACUCUUCCGAGGGUAACAGCGCUGCAAGUGGUUCGGCUCCAAAUAAGAAGGCUAGGGUUCAGACCUCUUCUUCAGCACAGUCUACCCUAAAGGUGAGAAAGGAGAGGCUUGGGGAUAGAAUCACAGCACUUCACCAGAUAGUAUCCCCAUUUGGAAAGACUGACACUGCCUCCGUCCUACAGGAGACUAUUGGCUAUAUCAGAUUCCUCCUGAGUCAAAUCGAGGCUCUCAGCUUCCCUUACCUGGGCCAUGGCAACGGGUCGAACUCCAUGCAACAACACAAUUUGCUGCUAAACCAUAGCACUAGCAAUGGCAUGGUAGAAGUUGAAGGCCCGACCAAGCAGCAGGAGGAGGAGGUGAAUGGCGUGGAGGAGGGCAGCAGGAAGGAUUUACGGAGCAGAGGGCUGUGCCUGGUGCCGGUGUCGUGCACGUCGCACCUCGCCGACGACAACGGCGCCUCGGACUUCUGGGCCGUGGCCGCGGCGGCGCCUCCGCCGCCGCUCGCCGGCAUCAUCUGGCGAUAG
Molecule: messenger RNA, 1005 nt
Organism: Miscanthus lutarioriparius
Lineage: Eukaryota; Viridiplantae; Streptophyta; Magnoliopsida; Poales; Poaceae
Source: the annotation of a GenBank genome assembly